AGAGCCCUCCCUGCCAGUCUGGCAACUCCAGCUAAGUCUUCAGAGCUCAUCCCACACACUCCGUGCUAGUCACUGCUGUGUGUUUACAUGAGUAAUGGAGCUGCCGGGGGAGGGGAGUUGUAAGCAGAGCGCUGAGCCUCACGGCUUGCAUUCAGAGGGAAGCUGACAUACAAGUCAAGUCAGACUUCCAGGGACGUGGCCGGGAAGCAGUCACAUGCUGACAUGCUGUAGCUUUCAUGAGCACAGACAUCAUCAGGCAGAUGUUUGUCGACUGGAAUGGCGCCAAAUCUUAAAGGCAGACCACGCAAAAAGAAACCAUGCCCACAGAGAAGAGAUUCAUUCAGUGGUGUUAAAGAUUCAAACAGCAAUUCUGAUGGCAAAGUCAUUGCCAAGGUAAAAUGUGAGGCCAGGUCAGCCUUGACCAAGCCGAAGAAUAACCAUAAUAACUGUAAAAAAGUCUCAAAUGAAGAAAAACCAAAGGUUGCCAUUGGUGACGAGUGUAGAGCGGAUGAGCAGGCCUUCCUGGUGUCACUUUAUAAAUACAUGAAAGAAAGGAAGACACCGAUAGAGCGAAUACCCUAUUUAGGUUUUAAACAGAUUAACCUUUGGACUAUGUUUCAAGCUGCUCAAAAACUGGGAGGAUAUGAAACAAUUACAGCCCGCCGUCAAUGGAAACAUAUUUAUGAUGAAUUAGGCGGUAACCCUGGGAGUACCAGUGCUGCCACCUGCACCCGUCGACAUUAUGAAAGAUUAAUCCUACCAUAUGAAAGGUUUAUUAAAGGAGAGGAAGAUAAGCCCCUGCCUCCAAUCAAACCUCGGAAACAGGAGAACAGUUCACAGGAAAAUGAGAAUAAAACAAAAAUAUCAGGAACCAAACGCAUCAAACAUGAAAUCCCUAAGAACAAGAAAGAAAAAGAGAAUGCCCCAAAGCCCCAGGAUGCAUCAGAGGUUUCAUCAGAGCAAGAGAAAGAGCAAGAGACUUUAAACCAGAAGAGCAUCGCUGAGCCUCUCCCAACAGUAGACAAGAAAAAAAUGGAAGGAUACCAGGAAUUUGCAGCAAGGCCCCUGGCUUCUAGAGCAGACCCAGAAAAGGACAAUGACAAAGAUCCAGGUGCCAACGGUGACAAGGUGGCAGAGGAGCCAGGAGAGAAGGGGCCUACGGCUCCACUCCCCAACGCCCCACCAGUCCCGGAAAGGGAUCCAGCCCUGAUCCCCGGCAAACAAUCACUCACCUCUUCGGGUGCACUUGUGGACUCAAAACAAGAGCCCAACCCCUGCUGCUUUACUGAAAGUCCAGAAAAUGAACUCCAAGAAGUAUCCUUCUCCAGCUUCCCCACCACGCAGCCACCACUGGCAAACCAGAGUGACGUGGAGGAUGACAAGCUGCCCGCGGUAGCAGACUACAUUGCCAACUGCACCGUGAAGGUGGACCAGCUGGGCAGUGACGACAUCCACAAUGCACUGAAGCAGACCCCAAAGGUCCUGGUGGUGCAGUCAUUUGACAUGUUCAAAGACAAAGACCUCACUGGGCCUAUGAAUGAGAACCAUGGACUGAACUACACUCCCCUGCUUUACUCAAGGGGCAACCCAGGCAUCAUGUCCCCACUGGCCAAGAAAAAACUUCUGUCCCAAGUGAGUGGGGCCAGCCUCUCCAGCAGCUACCCCUAUGGCUCCCCACCCCCCUUGAUCAGCAAAAAGAAAUUGAUUGCAAGGGAUGACUUGUGUUCCGGUCUGUCCCAGGCCAACCACGGCCAGAGCACUGACCACAUGGCCAUCAGUCGGCCCUCUGUGAUCCAGCAUGUCCAGAGUUUCAGAAGCAAACCCUCGGAGGAGCGGAAGAGCAUCAAUGACAUCUUUAAGCAUGACAAGCUGAGUCGAUCGGAUCCCCACCGCUGCAGCUUCUCCAAGCAUCAUCUUAGCUCCCUUGCUGACUCCUAUGUCCUGAAGCAAGAAAUCCAGGAGAGCAAAGAGAAGCUGCUAGAGAAAAGGGCCCUCCCCCACUCCCACAUGCCUAGCUUCCUGGCCGAUUUCUACUCGUCCCCUCAUCUCCACAGCCUCUAUAGACACACUGAGCACCAUCUUCACAAUGAACAGACAUCCAAGUAUCCUUGCAGGGACAUGUACAGGGAAUCAGAAAACAGUUCCUUCCCUUCUCACAAACACCAAGAGAAGCUCCAUAUAAAUUAUCUCACGUCUCUUCAUCUGCAAGACAAAAAGUCGGCUGCAGCUGAAGCUCCCACGGAUGAUCAGCCAACGGAUCUGAGCCUCCCCAAGAACCCGCACAAACCCACCGGCAAGGUCCUGGGCCUGGCCCACUCUGCCACGGGGCCCCAGGAGAGCAAAAGCAUUGCCCAGUUCCAGGUCGGCAGUCAGAGUCGAGACUGUCACCCCAAAGCCUGUCGGGUAUCACCCAUGACCAUGUCAGCCGCUAAAAAAUACCCUGAAUCUCUUUCCAGAUCGGGCAAACCUCACCAUGUGAGACUGGAGAGUUUCAGGAAGAUGGAAGGCAUGGUCCACCCUAUCCUGCACCGGAAAAUGAGCCCGCAGAACAUUGGGGCGGCCCGUCCCAUAAAACGCAGCCUGGAGGAUUUGGACCUUGUGAUUGCUGGGAAAAAGGCCCGGGCAGUAUCACCCCUGGACCCCUCCAAAGAGGCAUCUGGGAAGGAGAAGGGCUGUGAGCAUGAGAGCGAAGGAGGCAAGGCACCACACAGUGGACAUUCCGGGGGCACGUCGGAAGGUCACAAGGCCCCCCUUUCUUCCCCCAUUUUCCCAGGUUUGUAUUCCGGGAGCCUGUGUAACUCGGGCCUCAACUCUAGGCUCCCAGCGGGGUAUUCUCAUUCUCUGCAGUACUUGAAAAACCAGACUGUGCUUUCCCCGCUCAUGCAGCCCCUGGCUUUCCACUCGCUCGUGAUGCAAAGAGGGAUUUUCACGUCACCGACAAAUUCUCAACAGCUGUACAGACACUUGGCCGCGGCCACACCUGUAGGAAGUUCGUACGGGGACCUUUUGCACAACAGCAUUUAUCCUUUAGCUGCUAUAAAUCCUCAAGCUGCCUUUCCAUCUUCUCAGCUGUCGUCCGUACACCCCAGUACAAAACUGUAAGCCCGACUCGACCCAGCAUCUGUGUGGCUAGCAAAGCUUCACUCCUUACGCUGGAGUGAUCAGGCUUAUAUAAUUAGAAGUCAGUAUUUCUUCUAAUCUGGGGAUAAGAUUAGACCUGGCCAACAGCGCCGAGAAGAGGGGGUGAGCAUACCUGAUUUUCUGGGAUGACUGUUGGUGGGUCAGUCUUGCCCUUCCGAUAUCUGCCCUGGCACCCAGACCUUUCACUUUGCACUGGGGCGGGGGAGGGGCUUAUGAAGGGGGUUAUGUGCAUCCAGGAAGAACUUAGAGGACCCCAUCUGAGUUCUGAAGGUCAAAAAACAAUCUGAGCAAAAAAAAACAAGGGGGGCAGGCAUUUCAAAGAAGGCGCAAGGAAGACUGGCAGAUACGCCAAGGGAUGCCCCUUCUUUUCAUAAAACUCUCCAAGGUUCAAUCAAUGCAAUGUAUAGUGAAACUUCAAUAGGUCUUUCAUUUUGACACUAUUAAACAAUCCAGAGAAGUAAACACUGUUAAAUUGACUGUAUAUAUUUGCUUCUUAAAACUACCCGUAUCACUGUUUGCUCACCUAAUUUAUAUACAGGUAGUACCAUUUCCUCCCAGUUCCUCCGUGUUUUUUUUUUUUUUUUAUUGAACAGGAUUGCUUUUGUUUGCAGGUCUUUUUGUUUUUGUUUUUGUUUUGUUCAAAGGCUGACUGACUGUCCUAGUUGUUGAUGUGUGUUUGUAAUUUUUCCACAUCUUAUCAUUUUGAGCAGCUUUGGGUGGAAAAGUUAUUGUUUACAAAUUGAAGCAACUGAUUCUAGUGGAACAAAUGAUAAAGAAACAGUUGAGCGCACAAUAGUGCAAAGAACUUUCCUUUGCAGAUUCACAACUUAAGGAUUUUGUUCCUCACAAAUGGCAUAGUUAAAGAGCUUAUACACUGCUUACCCAGCCAGAUGCUUUGCUUUGAAGUAUUGGGUUAUGUGAAAAUAUCAAGCAUUGUACUCACCUUAUCUAGGCUGUGAAACUGUCCUACAUACCAGAGGAAUCAUAAAAACAAAAAUUUCAUUGGCAGCAAGCUGCUGAAUAACAACCGAGUCUAGAGGACAUAUUUGUGGGCUGCACAGAUAUUUUAGGAAUUUCAGAAAUUAGAACAGGAGCCAAAAUGAUUUACAUUGGUGUUGGCUCUGGUCCUCCCUAACAGUCUGGAAAAUGGGGUUGAGACAAGGAUGGAGCUCAACUAUCCAACAGCAGAUGAGCAGCUGGAGGCCUGGACACCAGAUACCUUUCCUGGGCUGAGGUCUUUUGAGUCAUAUAAGUAGAUAUGUUGCCUUCAUCAAGUUGGUUUCUUGUCGUUCCCAAGGAGACCUCCUAAGCAACAUCUUUGGGGACAAUUGGCUUACUGAAUUACCAAUUUCAAAAGAAAGUCAUCCUUUGGGACUUGUGGGCUGUGCAUUCUGUGUAUGUGUAAGCACCUGUGGUGGUUUGUCUCAUGUUUGGAACCACCUGACUAUCCAGUCCACUUUAUAUAUAUAUAUAUAUAUUUUUUUUUUUAUUGUGGGAAAGAGAUGGUCAAGCUGUACAAGCAGUCAAAUGGUGUAGAGAAUGUUUACUGUCAUUCUUGCCACUUUAUUCCAUUUGCUGCCAAGGUAUAACAUCAAAGUAGAUGCAUUUGCUAAGCAUGGUAAAAAUCAAUCAAUACAGAGAGUGGAUUUUCUGUCCAAGUCCCAUCCCUGCUAAGACUGCUUUGAUGAACUCCCUUGCCAACCCCCUCCCCAACACUACCAGUAGAUAUUAGAACCAUAGUUAACCAAGUCUCUUACCUCUGAAAUAUUUAAUUCUAUGAAAAUUGGUGACAAUUUUCAACUUCUAAAUAGGUAACUCAACUGCAAAAUAAGCAAAACUGGUAACAGUGAAACUGCGACUCUUAAGCCAUGCAUGCUGUGCAUUUGUAUUGAAAUGUCUCCAUGAUACGAAGCCAAAUAUUCAAUGUAACAUACUUAAUAUCCAAAGGUGGAAACAAAAGAAUGUAGAGAUCUAGUGUUAAGAGUUCCAUUUGCUUCAAUUAAUUAUUUACCUUCCUGUGGAAUAAUAUAUAUAUAUAUAUAUAUAUUUAAUAGAACCAUAGAUAGACUAGUAGAAUUUAGAUUAUAAAUGUGUGAAUGCAGAUUAUCCUGCUAUUGCACAAGAUAGAGGGGGAAAAAAAUCUCAAUUCCAGCUGGCAAAAUGCUGGCCAGGACACUUUUAAGAAAGUUGCACUAGACUGAAUGGUCACAGAAUCAGAGGACAUGGAAGACAAAGGAAACUCCAGUGGUUCAGCAGCAGACAUGGGCUAGAUCGUACAUAGUUUCUAUGAGUUCCUUUCUCAGAGAAAAUGGGGGUCACUGCCCCUCGAGGAGCUCACCUAUCCUUUUCGAAUUGGGGCAUUUGUUUUCCCCACCGCAAUAAUUUCAGUCUGGUUGCAUCAUGUUGGAAUUCGAUCACACCAUUUUCAAACAAUGUUAACAUAGUCCAGCUUUUGUUUUUCUCACUGUUUCUGUCUGAGGAAGCUCAUACCCUCAGCAAAACAUCAGGACAAAUAAAGAGAAAUGGGGGUAUACAUUCCCAACAGAAGCUGUGUGUUAUUUGUUUUAAAACUCAAACAGAGAUCUUGGAAAUCUUUCAAAAAGACCAUUGAAUUCUUCAUUGGCUGAGAACUACAUUUUAAAAAGUCUUAAAUAAGGCUUUGUUUGCAUUGUUUGAGUUCAAGGGGCCUUAUUAUUGAAUGGAAUUGCACAAGCCUUUCUUUGUGCAAUCAAACCAUUGUUAUUGGUAGUUUUGUAAAGGAAACUGUGGAAUCUAAUUGGCAACGGAGUCAUAAAUCUAUUUACUGAGUGUGGCUUCCAAGAAGUGUUGCAAUUCAAAAUGCACUAAGUCCGUGAUUUACUGGAGAUUCUAAAUAAUAUUUUUGAAAAACCUCUCCGUGUAACUUCUGGUUUAACUUUUGGCAACUCAAUAUUAAAAAACAGCCCAACUGAAUUAAGUAUUCUCCUAGUAAGUGAUUCAAACUUGUACUAUUUGCCACAGGACUGACUUAUUUAUUAACUAGCUAGAAGCUCUUAAGUUCACUUGUUUAUCAGGGCAUAUACAGAAGGGUUUGUUAAAACUCAAUGUUGACUUUACAACUUUCUGACCUGGUGCAUGAAUUCUCAAGUACUGUAUUUCACUGUGUUGGUGUGUCUGAUGGAAAUUUCAAGGUGAUCCCACAAAACUAUUUUAUGUAGUGUGCCUUCAAAGAGAACCAUUUAUUUCUCUUCACUGUUGUCCCACAAAGUCACAUUUGGUGGUGGUCAGCCAAGUCCCAUCUGGUCUAGUUUUACUCUUGUCCCAAUUUUAAAGAUAAAUGGGAACAAGUUUGCCCUGGUGAGACCCACACCAUUGCAAUGAUUAUCUUGAGCACUUAAAUUCCAGUGUUGGCUGUUGAUGUAUUUGAUACUCUGCCUGUCUCCCCAUGGUUGAAAUAUGUCUGAAGAAUAGCAGCAUAAUCUCUUGGCUGUUUAUACUUUUUUAAACUUUCCUGUGUUGUAAAUAUUGUAUACUUUUGGUGAUUCCAGCUAUGUAACCUCUAUGCUCUGUAAGGUGAUUAUUUGUAUAUAGCAACAUGGCCCAGUGAUAUUAUAUAGUUUCCCAAUGGAGAGGUUAUUGAGUAACCUUUGCAUUAGUUUAAACACUACCAGAAGAAUGCUGAGCCAACUAUAAACACUCAAUUUUGUAUGUUUUCCAAAUUGUACUUAUUACUGCUUUUGAUACUGUAUUACGUGCCAAUAGUUUCCCAAUCACAUAGCAGGCAAGAGAUAUUUUGUACUUUUUGAUCCACUGUAAUAUUUAAUAAAAAAUGUUACUAUCUGUU
Condylura cristata (star-nosed mole) is the source of this 6964-nucleotide messenger RNA. It is a transcript of the gene ARID5B, whose product is annotated as AT rich interactive domain 5B (MRF1-like). Gene Ontology annotation, cellular component: nucleus. The record is from RefSeq and is a predicted model, not a curated record. The transcript has 7 exons. Lineage: Eukaryota; Metazoa; Chordata; Mammalia; Eulipotyphla; Talpidae. Bases 277 to 3102 code for a protein of 941 amino acids. Gene Ontology annotation, biological process: regulation of transcription by RNA polymerase II. Gene Ontology annotation, molecular function: transcription cis-regulatory region binding.